AUGUUGCGCAUUUGGCAGUUGGCUCUUAAGCCUCGUUUUGCCGUUGCUCGUACUGGGGGCUUUGGCGCUCAUAUCGCUAGUCGUGUUGCUUUGCAACAGCUUCACACGGGCACUCGUCAAGAUGGGAUUGGUCUUGCUGGUGCUAGUGCUUCACUCUCGCUUGCACCUGUUCAGGCUGGAAAUGCAUCCACUCUUCCCACCAUCGCCUCCGAAUGCCUGAACGCCUUACCUCGAAAGAUCUUGAUCGCAAACCGUGGCGAAAUCGCAUGUCGAAUCAUCCGCACCUGUCGACGUCUAGGCAUCUCCACCGUCGCAGUCUUCUCCGAACCCGACUCUCGCUCCCAGCACGUCCUGCUCGCCGAUGAAGCAUACUGUAUUGGCCCAGCUGCUUCUUCCCAAUCCUACCUUCGCCAAGAUAAGAUGCUUGCUAUCGCUCAAAAGACUGGUGCCAGUAUGAUCCACCCGGGCUAUGGAUUCCUUUCUGAAAACGCCUCAUUCGCUAAGCUGCUGGAGCUGUGCGAGGGCGUUACGUUCAUCGGUCCUCCAUCAUCCGCUAUUGAUGCAAUGGGAAGCAAGUCCGCGUCCAAAGAGAUUAUGUUGGAUGCCGGUGUGCCUUGUGUGCCGGGAUACCAUGGGUGCAACCAAGAACAAGCGUUUUUGGCAGCUCAGGCGGAAAAGAUUGGGUACCCAGUGCUCAUCAAGGCGGUAAAGGGUGGCGGAGGUAAGGGGAUGAAAGUUGCCCAAGACACUUGCGAGUUUGCUGAUGCGCUAAGUUCGGCGCAACGGGAGGCUGCAAAGUCAUUCGGGGACCCUACCGUGCUGAUCGAAAAGUACCUUACCGCACCACGCCAUAUCGAAGUACAAGUAUUCGCAGACAAGCACGGCAACGCUGUCUACAUCUCCGAACGUGAUUGUUCAGUACAACGUCGACAUCAGAAGAUCAUCGAAGAAGCUCCCGCGCCAAACCUCUCCGAUCACCUCCGUAAAGAGUUGGGGGAAAAGGCAGUAGCAGCAGCCAAAGCUGUGGGAUAUGUAGGUGCUGGAACUGUAGAGUUCAUCCUCGAUGCUAAAAAACCGGAGAACUUGUAUUUCAUGGAAAUGAACACCCGUCUCCAAGUCGAGCAUCCCGUCACCGAAAUGGUUUCCGGUCUUGACUUGGUCGAGUGGCAGUUGGAAGUAGCAGCGGGUAAUCGACUACCGCUGCUCCAAGAUGAGUUGAAGAUAGAAGGCCAUGCGUUUGAGGCGAGGAUUUAUGCCGAGAAUACAGAGGCAAAUUUCCUUCCUGAUAGCGGCAAAUUAAUCCACGUUUCUCUCCCGCCUACUACUACCAUCACCCAUUCCAACCCGGCGCUUACUUCGCCUACUGGAGCAGCAGGGGAGGUUGAGAGCGGGAAAAGGGGAGAAGCGGUAGUAAGGGUGGAUACUGGUUUUAUCAGCGGCGAUGAAAUCAGCGUACACUACGAUCCGAUGAUUGCAAAACUCAUUGUUAAGGGUAGAGAUAGAAAAGAAGCUCUGCGGAUAAUGGAGAAUGCGUUGAACAAGUAUCAAGUGGUGGGGCCGCAGACCAAUAUCCAGUUCUUAAAGAAUCUCGUUCGACAUGAAAAGUUCCUCCAGGCUGACCUGGAGACUGGCUUCAUUGAAAAGUAUGGCAAAGAAGGCUUGUUUGGUGAUCCGUAUACCAAGGAGUCCGAGUUGUAUGAAGCCGUCGCCCAAGGUGCCGUCUAUCUCUACCAACGCCAUCUCGAGGCUUCUGCUAAGAGUGGUUUGGCUAGUGCCCAAGGCAAAGGUUCCAUCUGGACAAACCCUGCUUUCACUCGGCUUCAAACUCGAACGAUGCCCAUACACCACAAAACCCUAGGCGACCUCUCGGUUUCUGUGAGACAAACGAUCUCAGGUACUUUCGACGUAACCCUUUCCCCCCCCUCCUCCCACUCCGGCACUCAAAACGACAACGAAAAAGAUCAAGUGCAAUUCAAAAGUCUGCGAACAACAGGCACAACAACUAUCCCAACGACUGCACUAAAGCAUACCGUAUUCCUACCAACAGGUGUGGUAACCUCUUUUACCCUCCAACCGCCUUGCUGGUUCUCGAAAAUCUCGGAUGUUGCCGCAGUCGCAAACGAAAACGCGCUCAUCAGUCCCAUGCCAAGCAAGAUUGUCGACUGCAAGGUCAAAGCAGGACAGAAAGUGAAGAAAGGCGAGACCCUGAUUAUUCUGGAAGCCAUGAAGACCGAGAUCAGUCUCAAGGCGAAUAGGGAUGCUGUUGUUGAGAGUGUCAGUGGCAAAUGCAAGGUCGGGGGCAUGGUGGCCGAGGCGACUCGAUUGGUUGUGUUUAAGAGCGACGAGUAG
Molecule: messenger RNA, 2349 nt
Organism: Ustilago hordei
Lineage: Eukaryota; Fungi; Basidiomycota; Ustilaginomycetes; Ustilaginales; Ustilaginaceae
Product: putative methylcrotonoyl-CoA carboxylase biotin carboxylase chain
Exons: 1
Coding region: 1-2349 (782 amino acids)
Cellular component (GO): mitochondrion
Molecular function (GO): metal ion binding; ATP binding; methylcrotonoyl-CoA carboxylase activity
Source: RefSeq, a predicted model, not a curated record